Messenger RNA from Notodromas monacha, 1031 nucleotides. The record is from the annotation of a GenBank genome assembly. NCBI's taxonomy places the organism in Eukaryota, Metazoa, Arthropoda, Ostracoda, Podocopida, Cyprididae.
AGUGUGAACCUUCACCAACUCUGUUAUUGCUGUGCCUCUGACAGUAUCUCUGAGAAUCAAUAAAAAUUAUUGUAACAAGAAAUGUUGGAAAUGAUUCUUUAAUCUGUACCCUAAGGCUUAACCAUACAUUUAAUCUCUCACAGCAGAAAUUUCAACAUGGUUCCAAGGCCAUUGGUUCUGGCCAGGAUGCCCAAUACAGAUCACCAGCCAGACCCUUCUUCAAAGAGGAGGGAUGUUGUGGUCACCAUUUGUGCUGGGUUAUCCUUCACUGAUGCUCUCCUGAGGGCCUUUGCUACUUCCUGGACAACCUACUCAGCUGAUGUAGCCAAACAUUUGCAAGAUGAAAUGGAAGAAUGCCUUGCUUGCACACCUCCUUGGUCUGACCUCAUGUUGCUCACCCAAGUGAUUGCCUCCUGCAUGUUGCUUGUGGGGGUCAAGAGAAGAAAAGCUGUGGAUUUCCUGCCAUGGCUGAUGCUGACACCUUGCAUGUUGUUUUAUGUAUUCUAUGAGGUUUUGUGUGUUUGGGCAGUGGAUGCAAGGUUCAGGACACAAAGGAUCCCCCUCAAGUGCCUUCACAACUUUGUGGAUUUGUUUCAGAGUGCUUCAGGAAGUCUCCCAUCCCAUGAUGACAGCCAAUGGUUGAACAUUGCAAAAAUGGUAUCCUAUGCUAUGUAUUCUGCUGGCUGGGUUGCCAUGUAUCUUGUGGUUCUUCAAAAGUGCCUCAGUAUGACCUGUGGCAGCAAGCAACCAAGCCAGGGAUCAAGCCCUGGAAGGGCUCUCAACUGUAGAUCCACCAGGACAGACAUGCUGGAAAGUGGAACCAAUGACCACAAUGCUGAAAGCCCUUUCAACAAGACCAUCAUUGUAAGACCACUGUUUGCACCUCCGGCUUAUGAUGAUGUGGUCAGGGAGGAACAGCAAAUGAGGAGUCAUUCUCAAAACAUUUCAGAAGUUGUCCAGCAUCCUGGAGAUCAUGGUGAUCUCAGGGCUUGAUCCUUGUGUCAAUAAAGUUUCAAAAUUUCAACAAAAAA